AUGGAAAACCCACAGACCGACCCCAAUAUGUCGUCGAGGCAGGAUGGCUUUAGCGGUGACAACAAACUUGCUACCAACAAGGCAAUGGCCUCCAGUGUCACCGACAAUCCUCGUGCAAUAAAACUAGAACACAACAGUUACACAGUCGGGUGGGUAUGUGCACUGCCAAAGGAGCAGACGGCUGCGACAGCAAUGCUAGAUGAAAUCCAUCCACAUCUACCAAAACCACCAAGCGACCCUAAUACUUACACCUUGGGGUGCAUCGGGAGGCACAACAUCGUUAUAGCCUGCUUACCGAAAGGCCAGUACGGCACGAAUUCAGCAUCAGCGGUUGCAACUCGAAUGGUAGGCACUUUCCCAUCCAUUAAGGUUGGCCUUCUGGUUGGUAUCGGCGGUGGCAUUCCACCAAAGGCCAGACUCGGGGACGUCGUGGUCGGUACGCCCGUUGAUCAGUGUUCAGGGGUGGUCCAGUGGGAUUCGGGCAAGGCAGAAGCAGAGGGUGGCUUCAAAAGAACCGGCGUACUAAAUAACCCCCCGACGGCACUGCUGACGGCAUUGACGAAGCUAGAAACGAUGCAUGAGAUGGGCGGACCCAAGAUACAUCAGUAUUUGGAUGAUAUGGAGCAGAAAUGGCCUAGAUUGAUGCCAAAGUAUACCAGAUGUGAUUCUCUUGUGGAUCCUUUGUCCGGUUCCGACAAUUGUGCUAGAGAAAGCCAACACGGAGAAGGACAUGUGCACUAUGGUUUAAUAGCGUCCGGUAACCAGGUUAUCAAGGACGCUCAUUUCCGUGAUAGUCUAAACAAGAGCCUCGGCGGGAAUGUGUUGUGUGUUGAAAUGGAAGCAGCUGGGUUGAUGAACAACUUUCCUUGCGUUGUGAUCCGGGGCAUUUGCGAUUAUGCGGACUCAAAAAGACUAAAGCUUGGCAAGAGUAUGCUGCAGCUGUUGCAGCGGCGUAUGCAAAGGAGCUUCUUGAGUAUGUCCAGCCAAGUGAUGUUGAUGGGGAGCGCCCAGUGA
Molecule: messenger RNA, 1014 nt
Organism: Aspergillus luchuensis
Lineage: Eukaryota; Fungi; Ascomycota; Eurotiomycetes; Eurotiales; Aspergillaceae
Exons: 1
Coding region: 1-1014 (337 amino acids)
Biological process (GO): nucleoside metabolic process
Molecular function (GO): catalytic activity
Source: RefSeq, a predicted model, not a curated record